Fusarium tjaetaba is the source of this 1593-nucleotide messenger RNA. RefSeq names its product tetracycline resistance protein (probable transport). Gene Ontology annotation, biological process: transmembrane transport. The coding region runs from base 1 to 1593 and encodes 530 amino acids. The transcript has a single exon. Gene Ontology annotation, molecular function: transmembrane transporter activity. The record is from RefSeq and is a predicted model, not a curated record. Lineage: Eukaryota; Fungi; Ascomycota; Sordariomycetes; Hypocreales; Nectriaceae.
AUGACGGCAGAAUCACCAAAGACUCAAAGUCCUACCUCUGCCUCUGCCUCUGCAUCGCGCGAUGACUGGGAUGACUCUGAGGCUGGACCGUUGCUUGCGCGUUUCGUUGGCGGGGGUCAACUUGCCCCUGAUGCCGACACCGAAGCCUCAACUCUCAUCGGGACCGCGUCGCCUGCUGAUUACGGAGCUGUGACUUCCUCUGGCGAUGGAACGGCGGAGGAAGCGGGUGUUGCGAAGCCGGAGGGCAAACCGCUGCCGAAACUCCAGGUGUUGCUGCUCUGCUACGCGCGCGUGAUGGAACCGAUUGCCUUCUUCUCCAUCUUUCCCUUCAUUGCGCAGAUGGUCCAGGAGAAUGGCAACCUACCCAAGAGUGAUGUUGGCUUUUACAGCGGCCUUAUCGAAUCGCUUUUCUCGGCUACCCAGAUGACAGUGCUUCUUAGCUGGAGUCGGCUCGCUGACCGUAUUGGCCGGAAGCCUGUUCUUCUCAUCACGCUCUUUGGUACGGCUGUUGGGCCUGUGUUAUUCGGCAUGUCAAAGACGAUCUGGCAGAUGAUCCUUUUCCGAUGCAUAGCGGGUCUGUUUUCUGGCUCUGGUCUCGUUAUCAGGACUAUGCUCUCUGAGCUCAGCACCCCUGAGACACAGGCCAAGGCCUUCAGCUGGUUCGCAUUUGGUGGAAACAUCGGAAUCUUCCUGGGCCCUAUCAUCGGCGGUGCCCUCGCAGACCCAGCUCAUCAGUUUCCACGAGCGUUUGGAAAUGUCCAGUUCUUCAUCGACUAUCCCUACGCGCUGCAAGGUAUUGUUGUUGGUCUGAUCAGCUCUACAAGCUGCAUCACAACUGCUCUCCUUCUCAAAGAGACACUUCAUGAACCGAAAAAGUCUCGCCAUGAAGAGAAUGGCGAGCCUCGAAUGUCAACUUGGGAACUCGUCAAGUCCCGCCAAGUGGCUCUCGUUCUCUGGGCUUAUAGCCACGCUAUGUUCCUUGCCUUUGUGUUCACGGCCAUUCUUCCUGUCGUUCUUUACACACCAAUUGAGCUUGGAGGCACAGGAUUUAACGCGUUCCAGAUCUCCAUCUACAUGGCCAUCCAAGGUGCCAGCCAAGCCAUCUGGUUGCUCAUCGCCUUCCCCAUACUUCAUCGACAUCUAGGUACACGCGGAGUCAUGAAAAUCUGCGGAUACGCGUACCCCUGGUUCUUCGUUGGAUUCAUAAUUCUCAACACGCUCCUCCGCGCUGACACGCACGCUACCACGGUUAUCUUCUGGAUCUUAGGCGCGGUGGUAACCGUCGUCGGACCAGGCGUGUCCAUGGCCUUUACAGGCGUGCAGCUAGCUCUCAACGACGUUGCGCCAGACCCCCACUUCUUGGGCACGUUGAAUGCGCUGGCCCUGAGUCUUGCAAGUGGUAUAAGAGCCAUUGUACCAGGUGCCGCAACGGCCAUUUAUGCCGUGGGUGUUCGUGGGCAGAUCUUCUGGGGCCAUCUGGCCUGGGCGAUAAUGAUUCCCUGUGCUGUGGGCUUUACUGUGGCUUGUCAGUAUAUACCCGAGGGGAAGAAGUCUUCAAAGGAUGAUAACGAAGACGAGGAGAAUGAAUCCUGA